Molecule: messenger RNA, 2848 nt
Organism: Uloborus diversus
Lineage: Eukaryota; Metazoa; Arthropoda; Arachnida; Araneae; Uloboridae
Exons: 7
Coding region: 405-2843 (812 amino acids)
Molecular function (GO): serine-type endopeptidase inhibitor activity
Source: RefSeq, a predicted model, not a curated record
GUAAAUUGAAUAAUUGAAGUUGAUCCGUCAGUUACUCAGCAGUGAACGAGAUGGAAUUGUGUAAAGUCGUUCUAUGUAAAUACAGAAUAUACGUUUAUGUCUUUAACUAAAUACGUAUUUCUUCCAUGUACAAUAAAAAUAUGGUGUUUCUUGGUCCGCAACUAUGAACAUGUCUAAGUGCCAAUAAGUAUUACAGCUUAAGUUUUUACUAAUGAAGUGUGGGAUCACUAUGUUUUUUAGAACUAUUUUCAGACGCAGCUGAUCUGAAUUCCGACUAAUGUUUCACAAAUUAUCUAGUAUUGAAAUAAAGAGGAGAAGGAGCUGAGCUCCACUGAGCUCCCAUGCAAAUCCAGCCGUAGUUACAACAAAAAUGGUAGUUAGAAGAAAUUAGAAGAAUACCAAGAAUGACAAAAUCACCUAGCUUUUUCUGCGCCAUAGUUUUGGCAAUCAUUGCGUUGACCUUGGCGAAAAGCUUAACAGGAAAAUCAUGCACAUCUGAUGAAAUUGCUCAAGAAGGAAUGCAUAAGCUGGCGAUUGCAAACAAUGACUUGGCACUAAAUCUUCAUCGAAAACUUUCAAAGGCAUCCCAAGGAAACGUGUUCUUUUCACCUUUUAGCAUCUCCAGUGCUCUUGCAAUGCUGUUUUAUGGAGCGAAGGGUGAAACAGCCGAAGAACUGCGUACAGCUUUGGGAUACAACAAAGCAAAUUUGGAAAAUGAACAAGUGCAUCAUAUUUUUAAUCAAUUUUUGACCCAAACUUUUUCAAAUCAAAAUUCCAACGCCUACGCUUUGAAAUCGGCAAACGCUAUCCUAGUCGACAAAUCUGUGGAUCUUAUAGAAGACUACAGACACGAAAUACAACGUUUAUACGAAGCUACUGUUCAAGACGUUGAAUUUGCGAAAGAUGCACCUGAAAUUGUAGCAGAGGUCAACCACUGGGUUAAGGAUAAAACUAAUGGAAAGAUCGAAAAGCUAUUGGACAAGUUAGAUCGUUCAACAGCCCUAGUUUUAUUGAAUGCAGUGUAUUUCAAAGGUACGUGGAAGAAGCAGUUUGAUGCAAAACGAACCCUUGUCCAAACAUUUUACAACAACGGACUUCAAUCAGGAGCAAAGAAUACAGAGAUGAUGCAUAUUAAAGAACAUUUCCCAUACGCAAAUAUCUUUGAUUGCCAAGCUUUGGAACUUCCUUAUAAAGGAGAGAACAUCAGCAUGCUGAUUUUGUUGCCAAACGCAAAAGAUGGCCUCACAUCCUUGGAGGAAAGUUUAACAGUAGACAAGCUCCAAGCCAUUCGAAAAGAAUUGUACAAGACCAAGGUCGACGUAGCUUUCCCGAAAUUCAAAAUCGAGUACGAUCAGGAAAUGUCAUCAUAUUUGAAGUCCCUUGGUGCAGGAAAGAUUUUCUCGCCAAGUUCCGAUCUUUCCGGCAUGACAUCAAAUAAAGUAUCAGUGAACCAAGUGUUGCACAAAGCCUUCGUGGAAGUAAACGAAGAGGGGAGCGAAGCUGCUGCUGUAACGGGAGUCGUUAUAAACAGGAUGCGACCAAUGCUUGAUGAUGAAACUGAUUUUGUUGCCGACCAUCCUUUUGUUUUUGCCAUUGUCGAUAAAAUAAGCGAUAUGAUUUUGUUCUUGGGUCAUGUAAAUACUUUGUUUUUGGCAAUCAUUGCGUUGACCUUGGCGAAAAGCUUGCCUUCAAAAUCAUGCACAUCUGACGAAAUUGCUCAAGAAGGAAUGCAUAAGCUGGCGAUUGCUAACAAUGACUUGGCACUAAAUCUUCAUCGAAAACUUUCAAAGGCAUCCCAAUUAAACGUGUUCUUUUCACCUUUUAGCAUCUCCAGUGCUCUUGCAAUGCUGUUUUAUGGAGCAAAAGGUGAAACGGCAGAGGAACUGCGUACAGCUUUGGGAUACAACAAAGCAAAUUUGGAAAAUGAGCAAGUACAUCAUAUUUUUAAUCAAUUUCUGACCCAAACUUUUUCAAAUCAAGAUUCCAACACCUACACUUUGAAAUCAGCAAACGCUAUCCUAGUCGACAAAUCUGUGGAUCUUAUAGAAGACUACAAACACGAAAUACAACGUUUAUACGAAGCAACUUUUCAAAAUGUUGAAUUUGCAAAAGAUGGACCGGAAAUAGUAGCAGAAGUCAACCGCUGGGUUAAGGAUAAAACUAAUGGAAAGAUUGAAAAGCUAUUGGACAAAUUAGAUCCUUCAACAGUCCUAGUUUUAUUGAAUGCUGCAUAUUUCAAAGGUACAUGGGAGAAGCAGUUUGAUCCGAAACGAACCAUCGCAGAAACAUUUUACAAUAACGGACUUCAAUCAGCAGCAAAAAAUACAGAGAUGAUGCACAUAACAGAACGUUUCCCAUUCACAAAAAUCUUCGAUUGUGAAGCUUUGGAACUUCCUUACAAAGGAGAGAACAUCAGCAUGCUGAUCUUAUUGCCAAACGCAAAUGAUGGCCUCACAUCCUUGGAGGAAAGUUUAACAGUAGACAAGCUCCAAGCCAUUCGAAAAGAAAUGCGCAAGAUCAAGGUCGACGUAGCUUUCCCGAAAUUCAAAAUCGAAUACGAUCGGGAGAUGUCAUCAUAUUUGAAGUCCCUUGGCGCUGGAAAGAUUUUUUCGCAAAGUGCCAAUCUUUCGGGCAUGACAUCUAAUAAAGUAUCAGUGAACCAAGUGUUGCACAAAGCCUUCAUGGAAGUAAACGAAGAAGGGAGCGAAGCUGCUGCUGUAACGGGAGUCCUUGUAAGCAGGUUGCGGCCAAUUGAUUUUGUAGUCGACCAUCCUUUCGUUUUUGCCAUUAUUGAUAAAAGAAGCGAUAUGAUUUUGUUCUUAGGUCAUGUAAAAGCUUUGUAAUAAAA